Molecule: messenger RNA, 990 nt
Organism: Chelmon rostratus (copperband butterflyfish)
Lineage: Eukaryota; Metazoa; Chordata; Actinopteri; Chaetodontiformes; Chaetodontidae
Gene: ccndx
Product: cyclin Dx
Exons: 5
Coding region: 1-990 (329 amino acids)
Biological process (GO): regulation of cyclin-dependent protein serine/threonine kinase activity; mitotic cell cycle phase transition; positive regulation of G1/S transition of mitotic cell cycle
Cellular component (GO): cytoplasm; cyclin-dependent protein kinase holoenzyme complex; nucleus
Molecular function (GO): cyclin-dependent protein serine/threonine kinase regulator activity
Source: RefSeq, a predicted model, not a curated record
AUGUUGAUCAGAGCACCACAGGCUGUGCAGAUGGACAAAGGCAUGUCUGUGUCUCUGUGGUGUGAGGAGGUGGAGGACGACCAGAGUCAGGACCAGAGCCGGACUGAGGCGCAGGCCCAGGCCCACGUCACAGGCUCGUCUCAGCUGCGAGCCGCCUGGGACCCCACGGUGUCGGGGCAUCGUGUGAUCCAGAGGCUGCUUCAUGUGGAGGAGAGGUACAUGCCCUCCAUGCUCUACGUCACCCUCAUCCAGCGGGAUCCAGAGCGCAGGGAGGAGCUCGCCAAGUGGGCCCUGGAGGUGUGCUGUGAGUGCGGCUGUGAUGAGGCCGUGUUCCCCCUGUCUGUCUCUCUGAUGGACAGGUUCCUGUCCGCCUCUUUGUCUGUACCUGUCUCACCAUACUGCCUGGCUGCUGGCUGUAUCCUCAUCGCCUCCAAACUCAGCGAGUGCGACACCGUCACCGCUGAUACUCUCUGUGCUGCAGCAGAAUACAGCUUCCAGCCGUCCAACCUGCGGGAAAUGGAGCGCGUCAUCCUCGCCUCCCUCCGGUGGGACACAGCAGCAGUGACUCCGCAGGACUUCCUCCCACAUUUUCUUGCCUGUGUGGAGGAGAGAGGAGAUGGAGACAGGGGGGACUCUGAGGGGGAGCUGCUCUCCACCCUGCGGCGGCACAGCGACACGCUGGCUGCCAUGUGCGCCUGUGACGCCCGUUUUCUGGGAGCGCCGCCGUCACUUGUUGCUGCAGCAUCACUGAACUGUGCCCUGCGAGGUCUGGGCAACAAGGGCCCCGCUCAGCUGGCUGUGAUGGGCGAAGCUCUGGCUGAGCUCUGCCAGACGGACCUGGCUGUGCUGCAGUGCUACAGUGAGAUGAUCGAAUAUGCCCUCCGACAGCGGCUGAGGAGUGGGCUUCAGCAGGGACCCAUGGAGAAAGAUGAGGAGGUGGAGAACGAAAGGCCGGGGACACCCACUGACAUGAGAGAGAUUGAUUUUUAA